ACAAACGCACUGAUGAUGUUACCUAGUUGGGUAAUGAAACGUCUGCAAGAAAACAAGCAAGCUCAGAGAGCAUCAAGGACUCAUCAAUUCAACCCUGAGCCACAAAUAUUCUUUAUUGGUACAAAACAAACAGUUCUGAAUGUACUUCAAAAAUUUCAAAUCGCAUAUCAAUUACAUUUGGUGCAAAAGAUUUUGAUUAACCGAAAGUGUCAAAAUAGAGCUGACGAGAUUCCGUUGUGAGCACCAAGUAGGAGACCGGCCUUGAGAGCCCUCAAAGGCCCCUUUCUAUUCUACGUGUCUUCUCCAGUGGCGACGACAGGCGCAAAUAACCAGAGACCUGUACAUGUAAAGUUUAAGUUGGCUACUUUAUUUUUCUCUGCCUAUUACGCAGGAAUCUCCUCAGUUCACAUGAUAACUACUAGACCAGGCUUUAAGGCAGGGGUGUCAAACUCGUGUCACGUGACGUGUCGCGACGUAUCACGACUUUUUUCCCCCUUGCCAGAGCUGGGAUGGAUACGGCUUCCGCGUGACACAUCCGGACUGUGGGAUGGCACUUUGACUCUCCUGCUUUAAGCUAUUCAGGGAAGGUCAGACCUAGCUCUUUUGUGUUUACAUAGAGAGUCCAGGCUACUUCCUCACUUGACUCCUGCUCUUCAAAAAGCAGAGAUGUAAGCCUGAGCUGAAUAGGACAUUUUUUAGAGGCCGUAAAUCUCUCUCUGUUUGGCCUGCAACCUUUUAGACUGAUGAGAUCAUCAUCUAACUGGUUCCAGAACCAAGCGCCAUCAUCAGAAAAGAACAAUGGCUCAAAUGUAAGGUUCCCACAUGCAUGUUUUCCAUACUCAGCUCUGCCCAUUUUUCUUUCCCGACAUGGGCAAUUUCAUAAGACGUCCCUGCAAAUGGGACAGCGAAUUGACGGACGAAAAACUAAUUGAGGCAAUCAUGACCAACAAUACUUCGAUGCUUCAAGAUUUACUGCCAUCCCACUCAGUUUACCAAACGAUUCUCUUCCAGAAAAAAGGGAGAUUUGUGCAAGAUAAUACACGAAAUGAAGAUCCUGAAAUGAGCCACCAAAGAGCAGAAUGCUCCACGGAGAACCCCCGCAGAGCAGAAGACAGGAAUGUUAGCAAACAUCUCUCUGUCAAAUUGAAGAAGAGCUUCAAGACCACAAACAGUGACACGGCUGGCCCCCGUGAUCACCAUCCUCUCCAUCUGGCUGUAACCAUGGGGUGUCAUCACCUAAUCCCCGACCUGCUGAAGCGGGGGGCAAGAAUAGACGACAGGUCGAAAGCUGGACAGACCGCCCUUCACCUUGCUUCCCAAACCCUCAACCACGAAGCCAUUCAAACGUUAAUCCACUGUGGGGCCGAGGUGAACUGUGCCACUCCGAUGACCCGAGAGACCCCGCUCCACUUGGCCGUCCACGCCUCGUCCUGCAAGGCCGGCCUCGUCCUCGGGGCCGAUGGGAAGUGUGUGGCGCUUCUGCUGAUGAAUGGGGCCGACGUGUGCAGGAAGGACUGGAGAGGCCAGGAAGCCCUUCACCACGCUUGCCGAAACGGCCAUGAAGACAUUAUUAACCUCCUCCUCAAUUACGGGGCAGACGUGAACGCCUUAACACUGAGAGCCGAGUCGUGCCUUUUCCUGUUCCUCGAAAAAGCCGCCAAUCUAAAGAAGGCCAACCUCCUCUGGAAGCUGCUAAGCCUCUCUUACCCUCUGAAGCUCACCAACUCCGACGGUCGCCUACCCCAACUCCUAGAUGACCCCUACUGGGAGCCACUGAAGGACAUACUCCUACAAGUGUCCUGUCAAGUCUGGUCCUUGCAGGACAUUUGCAAAUUCAACAUCCGGAAGGUCUACGGCGGGAACUCAAGAUACUGGCUCAAAGAGCUGAUGCCCAUCGAGCUGUGGGACUCUAUCUACAUGAGCCAACAGUUUUCGUACGCUUCGAAAAUCGUCGAAAGGAUUUUUGACAGCGGGUGCCGCCAGUCUGAAGUAGGGGAGAGGCCCUGGGACGCUAACCUCCUCCUCCUUUUCCUCCUUAGCGUGAUUCCUGCGCUAUGGCAGGGUCCACUUUUCCUGGGACGCUAGUUUUUGUUCUGACGUGUCAAAAUAAAAUAAAAUCGGAAGCGUCGGCUUUGUUGCUCUGAGUCAGUCCUCCCAAGCACGGAUUUUGAGCAUGGAGCACACACUCCCUCCGUUUGAAAUAUUUAAGAAGGAAAACGGAGAGGGGUUCCUGCAAUUUGGAGAUGUGCAACAGGCAUCCAGCCCGGCCUUUUUAAAAACCCUGCUGGAAGCAACGCGAUUCCCAGCUGAAGGAGACCGAAAUUGGAGAAAACGGGGAAAGGAGCAACGGGCAUGCACAGCAAAUACAGGUAGUCCUCGACUUAACGACCACAAUUGGGCUCAAAAUUUCUCUUGCUAUGCGAGACAUUUGUGAAGUGGAUUUUGCCCCACUUUACAACCCUUUCUGCCAUGGUUUUUAAGUGAAUCACUGCAGUUAGUAACAUAGCUGACUUUGCUUAUCAGAGUCACAAAAGGGAUCACGUGACCCCGGGACGCUGCGUCCGUCAUAACCACGAGUCAGUUGCUGAGGGUCUGAAUUCUGAUCACUGACUCUGGGAAUGCUGUAACGGUCGUUAAGUGUGAAAUAUGACCGUAACUCACUUUUUCCAGUGCCGUUGUUUGAACGGUCCCUAAAUGAACUGUUUUAAGCCGAGGACUACCUGUAAUUGUGUAUUAGAAAGGCGUUCGUCGGUUUGAAACAACAGAAAUUUGGGCUUAAGUAGGAAUUUCUGUUGUUUGCCACAUCUAAUGCCAACAUAUAAUGGUUUCUUGAUUCUGAAUAUUUAACCACCCAUCCAAGUUCUUAAUGCAUUCUUUGAGUGCAGAAUUUCUAAAUACCCAGUCUGGCUCUGAAAGAGU
Messenger RNA from Crotalus tigris (Tiger rattlesnake), 2919 nucleotides. RefSeq names its product ankyrin repeat domain 61 (gene ANKRD61). Bases 823 to 2085 code for a protein of 420 amino acids. Lineage: Eukaryota; Metazoa; Chordata; Lepidosauria; Squamata; Viperidae. Gene Ontology annotation, molecular function: protein binding; transcription cis-regulatory region binding. Gene Ontology annotation, cellular component: nucleus. Gene Ontology annotation, biological process: positive regulation of transcription by RNA polymerase II. The record is from RefSeq and is a predicted model, not a curated record. The transcript is spliced from 3 exons.